UUUCUUUCCCCAUCUGAGACUGCAUUGUUUUGUAGUCUGCACUCUGCAGUGUUUGGUUUCUGUGUUCAUCUAAUGAUCCUUGGAUUGAUAGGUCUGAAAUUGAAAACCCUGGUAACACUCUCUACGUGACCGGCCUAUCCACAAAAGUCACUGACAAGGAUGUUGAAGCACAUUUCUCCAAGCAAGGAAAUGUGAUAAGCAUCUAAACCCUGAUCCUCCUUCCUGAUUAGUAUGUUUCGCUCUGCGUUUUUUUUUCAAGCAUAGAAUCAUUACUCAUGUUGUUAAGUGAUUUUCAUUACCACAGGUUGCGUCCUGCGUUCUAAUGCUGGACCCGCACACCCGUGAGUCUCGUGGUUAUGCCUUUGUUACAAUGGAUAGUCUUAGAGAUGCUGAGCGGUGCAUUAAGUAUCUCAACAAAACUUUACUAGAUGGCAGAUACAUAAAAGUCGAAAAGUCCCAUAGAAAGCGCCCUAGAACUCCCACCCCAGGACAAUAUAUUGGCUUGAAACGCUCCAAAGACAAUGAAAAAGACGGAGAUGGCCACAGCAGUCGAGGGAAGCACAACGAUCCUGAUGAUUCUGGACACCGUUGGUUACCAAGACGCCACAAUUCACCUCGUGAUGAAAGGAAGUCACCAAGACGCGACCAUUCACCUGGUGGUGGAAGAAGCCCAGAGAAAAGUAGGGAGAUUCUGUUGGAGACAGUCAUGGUUUUGCACAACACAAUGAAGUGAAAAUUACACUCUUGGGAUGGUUUGAUAUCUGCAUCAGGGGCUCACGAUCUCCUGCUCCCAGAAAAGAACAACAGAGGUCCGUGUCCAGACCGAGGUUGAGAUCCAGGUCCAGUUCCAUUCAGAGGGAAAGGUCAAGAUCUUUGGCAAGGCCUAUUAUAUCUCCACCAAGAAACCUUACAAGGUUAGUUAUUGCGUUGAGUUUAUGGGGCUGAAAAAGAAGAAGCAAAUAUCUGGAGCGACCUAUCCCCAAUAGUCUCGGACAAGGAUCUUGAAGCACCUGCGUGGACACCGUAGUGUCACCAAGGCGCGACCAUCAUUCACCUCGUGGUGGAAAAAAGGUCUGAGAGAAGAUACCAAUUGUGUAUAUACCAUAUAAAGAUCAGAAUAACUCCUCUUGCGUAUUUCAUUUGUGAUUGUUAUCGUUACGAUUCAAAUCAGAUAAUACUGUUGCAAGAAAACCUAUAACAAAGCAUUGUUAUUAGAAAUAAAAAGAAGAAGCAUUGUUUUAUUUUUA
Messenger RNA from Brassica napus (rape), 1247 nucleotides. Its product is annotated as serine/arginine-rich splicing factor SR45a. The transcript is spliced from 5 exons. Gene Ontology annotation, cellular component: spliceosomal complex. The coding region runs from base 323 to 733 and encodes 136 amino acids. The record is from RefSeq and is a predicted model, not a curated record. Gene Ontology annotation, molecular function: RNA binding. NCBI's taxonomy places the organism in Eukaryota, Viridiplantae, Streptophyta, Magnoliopsida, Brassicales, Brassicaceae. Gene Ontology annotation, biological process: positive regulation of mRNA splicing, via spliceosome.